GCAGACGCGCAGGAAACCGCGGCGGAGUGACGCCUCCCGCCUUUCUUCUCCUCUAUGGGUCACAUGACAGAGCUGGGUGAACCUCCUGACUGGCCGCUCCGCCGCUGAUCCUCCGCCUCUCCGCUCUGUUCUCGCUGUGUGUGUCUGCGUUGCCUUUAGCUGCCGUCAGGACCGACGCGGACAUGGCGGACGCAGCCAACCCUCCACCGCUGCAGACGGACUUCCAGGAGCUGGAGGACGGGGAGGACCUGUUCCCGGAGCCGAGCGCCACACAAGAGUCAGGACCAGCCAGUCUGCCGGCUCAGGACAUCAGCACCAACUCAAAUGGACCCAAACAAGACUCGCUGUUUGAUGACGACCCCGAUGACCUGUUUGCAGAGGCCACAGAGGAGGUUUCUCUGGACAGUCCGGAGAGAGACGUUCUGCUGUCUGACGGCCCGUCGCCCGCCAUCACCCCCAUCACCCCCCCCACCUGCGUCAUCGGUCCUCACAUUGGCCACGACGACUUGUUCACACACUCAUCCUUUGACGAGAUUGAAGAGGAGGAGGGCGGCGACUCAUUUGACAUACACAUAUCAGUGUCUGACCCUGAGAAAGUUGGUGACGGGAUGAACGCCUUCAUGGCCUACAAGGUGACGACCAAGACGUCCAUGUCUGUGUUUAAGCGGAACGAGUUUUCAGUAAAGCGACGUUUCAGUGACUUUCUGGGUCUGCACAGUAAGCUGGCCUCCAAGUACCUGCACAUAGGCUACAUCAUCGUCCCCCCGGCGCCAGAGAAAAGCAUUGUGGGGAUGACCAAGGUGAAGGUGGGGAAGGAGGAUCAGUCGUCCAACGAGUUCGUGGAGAAGAGGAGGUCGGCGCUGGAGAGGUACCUGAUGAGAACAGUGAAGCACCCGGUUCUGCUGAAGGAUCCUGACGUGCUGCAGUUUCUGGAGAGCUCAGAUCUGCCUCGGGCCGUCAGCACCCAGGCCUUGAGCAGCGCCGGGCUGCUGCGGAUGGUCAACAAGGCAGCGGACGCCGUCAACAAGAUGACUAUCAAGAUGAACGAGUCGGACGCGUGGUUCGAGGAGAAGCAGCAGCAUUUUGAGAACCUGGACGUUCAGCUGAGGAAGCUCCACGGCAGCGUGGAGGCGCUGGUCUGCCACCGCAAAGAGCUGUCGGUGAACACGGCGCAGUUCGCCAAGUCGGCGGCCAUGUUGGGGAACAGCGAGGACCACACGGCGCUGUCCCGGGCCCUGUCCCAGUUGGCCGAGGUGGAGGAGAAGAUCGACCAGCUGCACCAGGACCAGGCCAACGCAGACUUCUACCUCUUCUCUGAGCUGCUGGGAGACUACGUCCGCCUCAUCACCGCCGUCAAGGGUGUGUUCGACCAUCGCAUGAAGACGUGGCAGAAGUGGCAGGAUGCUCAGAUGCUCCUGCAGAAAAAACGAGAAGCAGAAGCCAAACUGCAGUUCACCAACAAACCAGACAAGCUCCAACAGGCCAAGGAAGAGAUCAAGGAGCUGGAGAUGAAGGUGCAACAAGGAGAGAGAGACUUCGAACAAGUCUCCAAAACCAUCCGCAAAGAGGUCAGCAGGUUUGAGAAAGAACGAGUGAAGGACUUUAAGACGAUUAUCAUCAAAUACCUGGAGUCGCUGGUUCAGACACAGCAGCAGCUCAUAAAGUACUGGGAGGCCUUCUUACCUGAGGCCAAGGCCAUCUCCUAGACAACACUACAAUACCCACAAUGCACCGGUCGCCCUGGGCCUUCCACCCCGUCCGGUUCAUUUCCAGAGAGAAGAGAAGUUUGGAACUAAAUCAGCUCAAAGUUCCUUUACUACGUACUUUUGUUUUUCUGCUGCGUUCAGGUGCCAUGGGAAUAACAGAGAAUCCUAUUUGACUUGAACGCAGCAGGAGUUAAAUCAGGACGCUCCUUGUCUCUUUUCACUUUCACAUUUAAACCAGGCUAACGGGAAGAUGGGAGCGUUUGGAGGUGUGUUUAUGUGGUGCAUCAGAAAGUGAGAACAUCCCAUCCUAUCCAGUGUAAGAGACCACUUUAUUUAGCUUAAAAUGCAGAACAGGGCAGGCUCCCGUACGUUGCCCCUCGCUGGAGGUUGGUUCCUCUGCACCACUGAUGAUUGGGUGAUUACACUGGGCUCCCUGGGAAAUGUGGUUUUCUUUUUAAUGAUUCCUUUUAUGAAGUUUAGAGUUUUAAAACCGAGACUGUGAAAACGGUUUCCUGAACGCAGCACGCAGCUUCCAGCCACGUCUCUAUUAGCCGACAAAUUUAAGUCAUAACAUUUUUACAUUUUCCUUCAUGCUGCAUGAUCGCUGUGCUGUGAAACUGAUCUGGAGUCAGCGACGAUGGACGACUGACUGCAUCCUCCCUUUCAGUGUCCUGUACUCACGUUCUCUCACUUCCCUUCAUGCCUUUCAAAACAAGAGGCCUCGUAGUUGUUGCUUUAUGAUCGCGAGUGAAGGCAACGUUUUCUGAUGUUUUCUGUUUGAGCCCGUGAGCAGAGAAGAAUUCAACGUGUCCUGGUUCCUUCAUCCAAACAAGCUGAAGAUUAUCAGAUUAACACUAAAUCUGACCAGCAGCAUCUGCUGCUCGUUCGCUGCAUGGAGGCGAAUGAAGUGACGCUGAGCCUUGAGUCACACACAUGAAACCUUGUUUUUCACCGUCUCUGCUGUUGUUUUGUUCAUGUUUGUCAGCUCGAGUACAAAUCUGCCCUUUUCCACCGUGACUAGAUUAUAGGUGAUUUGUUUUACCUGGACAUAUUUCCAUGACCAUCAUACUCCGUAUUGAUUCUGCCUUUUGUAUUUGAUUCCAUGUGUUCCACCUGAUGUGCAAUGGUUCCAUUUGAAGAACGUUUAAUUUUUUUAAUUUGCUUUGCCUGAGUUGUUGCCUGUCCAGUUCCUGCAGCAGAGCAGACGUUUGAUUAAAUAAACGAAUGUAUCUCA
Betta splendens (Siamese fighting fish) is the source of this 2940-nucleotide messenger RNA. RefSeq names its product sorting nexin-2-like. The record is from RefSeq and is a predicted model, not a curated record. Gene Ontology annotation, biological process: early endosome to Golgi transport. Gene Ontology annotation, molecular function: phosphatidylinositol binding. NCBI's taxonomy places the organism in Eukaryota, Metazoa, Chordata, Actinopteri, Anabantiformes, Osphronemidae. Gene Ontology annotation, cellular component: endosome; endosome membrane. The transcript is spliced from 15 exons. The coding region runs from base 183 to 1706 and encodes 507 amino acids.